AGAUUCAGCUGUGAAGCUGGAUUUGAUCCAAAAGCUCACCGACAGCAAUGGCCAUGGAGCAAAGCAAAAUGAUUGGACUCUCUGUGUUCCUGCUGGGGUUCUUAUCCUUCCUUCUGGCUGUUGUUGCUGAGAAUAAAAAGCCUCCUUUUGGCACUCCAAUUCAAGGGAGGGACGUCGUGAUAUGCAAAUUCCCGAGUGAUCCGUCGAUACUACUCGGGUCUUUGUCGACGAUUGCCCUCGUUCUUUCGGUCAUAUUAGGCCAUGUUGGCAUAUUCUUCCCAUACAAAGGGAAGCCAGUUUCGACUAGCGUCUUGUUUGGCUACAAAACCUUGUCCAUUUUCUUCUAUGUCGCGGAGAUUGUGUCGGCUUGGGCCAUAGCAUUCUUGGUGUGGACUAUUGUGACGGAAGGCCUGCAUCGAUCGCGCAACGUUCACUAUGAUCUCACGACGCAGUGUCCUACGGCGAAGACCGGGAUGUUUGGUGGCAGUGCUUUUCUUGCCCUUGAUGCCGCCCUCUUGUGGGUGGUUUGCCAGAUGCUGACUUUGAAUGUGAGAGAUGAUUACUUUGGGGGGGAGGAGGACGGAAAGGGAGAGUAUGGGCAUGUUUAUACUAAUGAUGUGAAUGUCGACUGA
Messenger RNA from Zingiber officinale, 632 nucleotides. RefSeq lists its product as uncharacterized. The transcript has 3 exons. The coding region runs from base 48 to 632 and encodes 194 amino acids. The record is from RefSeq and is a predicted model, not a curated record. NCBI's taxonomy places the organism in Eukaryota, Viridiplantae, Streptophyta, Magnoliopsida, Zingiberales, Zingiberaceae.